Messenger RNA from Owenia fusiformis, 685 nucleotides. The record is from the annotation of a GenBank genome assembly. Lineage: Eukaryota; Metazoa; Annelida; Polychaeta; Sabellida; Oweniidae.
AAUAACAUACAGUUCGAGAGUAGACCUUCUACAACAGAAUCAGCCCAAUCAGAAAGUCAUGCAGAAAGUCACAUUGAUAUGACUAUGAGCAGAGUAGCUGAGAAAACACCUACUGAGGUUGAUGAUGUAAAGUUUGAAGAUAAUCAGGUCAUAUUUGAGGGUGGAAGUCUUGUAUCAAGUAGAGUCUCUACUGCAACAUCAAGUAACAUCUCCAGAAAGUCGAGCAGAGCAAGUACUUCACUUAAAGAUCAACAGCAAGAGAAAAUGACGAAAGUGGAUGACAAUGAUUCAGCAGCUGAUACAAGUGAUGAUAAUCUUGCAAAAUCAAUGGAUGGAAAUAUUGAGGACUCCAGUGAUGGAUUAAGUGAUGAUGAGGAAAGAGAUGAAAGAUGUUCCCUGUUGGGAACACAUUCAAGGGAACAACUUUUGGGAGAAGCUGAAGAUGGUAAUGAGGCUAGCUCUGAAAAUAAACCAUCAUGUGAGGAGCCUACUUUGACAGAACUGAGUGGAGAUGAUGAACAAACUCUGUUUGAUAUAUCCAGCAGAACAAACUCAAAACCUCCAAGCAAUGAAGCAUCUCGUGAACAUACUGCAUUGGGUUUUAAUAGUCCACUUUCCUCAACAGAUUCUAGUACCUCAAACAUGGCUUCUGCAGUCAAUGUUAAAGUUGACACCUCAGAUGAUU